This is a messenger RNA of Eptesicus fuscus (big brown bat), 1525 nucleotides long. RefSeq names its product retinol dehydrogenase 5 (gene RDH5). Lineage: Eukaryota; Metazoa; Chordata; Mammalia; Chiroptera; Vespertilionidae. The transcript is spliced from 5 exons. The coding region runs from base 469 to 1425 and encodes 318 amino acids. The record is from RefSeq and is a predicted model, not a curated record.
GCUCCCCCCAGAGGAGUGGGCAUGGUGGGUGCUAGUCCAGAAACAGGUCCAGAGACGCAGUGAGGUGCUCAGCAUCACACAGUAAGUUUGGGGCCGCCGGGACUGAAGUGCAGGGCUCUUUGCCCCGUGUGUGUUUCCUAAAACAAGGCCCAGCUUCAUUUAGAGAGUUCAGGUGGCCCUGGUUUAGCAGGAGGUGAAAGGUGACAGCAACGAGAGCUUCUGCUCCCGCGCAGCAGGCCGCACUCGGAAGGGGCUUAUCUGGUGUUCACUGUUACCCACAAGUAAAGGGGCUGCCCAGAUCCUGGCUUUGCCCAGAAGAGGCAUAAUUUGCCAUUUAUCUGCCAAGCAGAUGCGGAGACCAGAAACUUCCAGCUAGGGAGGCUGUCAGGGGCAAGGGCUCGAGGGCCAGAGUAAACCGCACGUGUUCUGCCCAGCUCGCUGCCCCUGCAGAUCACGUGGGCUCCGGCCAUGUGGCUGCCUGUGCUGCUGGGAGUCUUCCUCUGGGCAGCACUGUGGCUGCUCAGAGACCGGCAGAGCCUGCCCCCCAGCGAUGCCUUCGUCUUCAUCACCGGCUGUGACUCUGGCUUCGGGCGGCUCCUGGCACUGAGGCUGGACCAGAGAGGCUUCCGAGUCCUGGCCAGCUGCCUGACCCCCUCAGGGGCAGAGGACCUGCAGCGGGCCGCCUCCUCCCGCCUCCACACCACCCUGCUGGACGUCACCGACCCCCAGAGUGUCCAGCGGGCAGCCAAAUGGGUGGAAACAUAUGUUGGGGAAACAGGUCUUUUUGGUCUGGUGAAUAAUGCCGGUGUAGCCGGUAUCAUCGGGCCCACACCAUGGCUGACCAGGGAUCACUUCCACCGGGUGCUGAAUGUGAACACACUGGGUCCCAUCGGGGUCACCCUUGCCCUGCUACCUUUACUGCAACGGGCCCGGGGCCGGGUGGUCAACAUCACCAGCGUCCUGGGUCGUCUGGCAGCCAAUGGUGGGGGCUACUGUGUCUCCAAGUUUGGCCUGGAGGCCUUUUCAGACAGUCUGAGGCGGGACGUGGCUCCGUUUGGAGUACGAGUCUCCAUCGUGGAGCCUGGCUUUUUCCGAACCCCUGUGACAAACCUGGAGAGUUUGGAGAACGCCCUGCAGGCCUGCUGGGCACGGCUGCCUCCAGCCACACAGGCACACUAUGGGGAUGCCUUCCUUACCAAGUACCUGGAAGUGCAGCAGCGUGUCAUGAACCUGAUCUGUGACCCGGACCUGACCAAGGUGAGCAGGUGCCUGGAGCAUGCCUUGACUGCUUGUCACCCCAGAACCCGCUACAGCCCAGGCUGGGACGCCAAGCUGCUCUGGCUGCCAGCCUCCUACCUGCCAGCCAGCCUGGUGGAUGCUGUGCUCACCUGGGUCCUUCCCAAGCCUGCCCAGGCAGUCUACUGAGUCCAGCCUUCCAGCCACAGAUUGUUCUUCAAAUACAAGAACUUUAUUUCUGUCCCCACCUGGUGCCUGGCACAAAAUAGGCACUCAAUAAAUGUUUAAA